Molecule: messenger RNA, 4805 nt
Organism: Frieseomelitta varia
Lineage: Eukaryota; Metazoa; Arthropoda; Insecta; Hymenoptera; Apidae
Product: filaggrin-like
Exons: 8
Coding region: 14-3550 (1178 amino acids)
Biological process (GO): negative regulation of transcription by RNA polymerase II; positive regulation of transcription by RNA polymerase II; cell fate commitment
Molecular function (GO): RNA polymerase II cis-regulatory region sequence-specific DNA binding; zinc ion binding; DNA-binding transcription factor activity, RNA polymerase II-specific
Source: RefSeq, a predicted model, not a curated record
GAACGGGAGAGGGAUGAAGAGUGGAAAGACCGAUGACGAAAUCCGCGAAGAAAUGGCAAAACAUGGAUGGCACAACGAAUACGAAAUGGUCGAGUUCGUGGAUACGACGGGGGAGUACGAUGCGCAAAGGAAGGGAAGAUGUACGAAAAUGACGAAGGAGAGUGGCGCAGAGAGCAACGACGAGAUGCGAACCGAUCUUUUACGACAGCAACAGCAACAGCAACAGCUAGACGAGCAGGAAAGGAGAGAGCAACGACAACAGCAAUGCCACCAACAACUAUCGUAUGAAAAGCAUGGAAGCGAAGAAGGCGGGAACGCGGUAGGCGGACUGGAGGCGGGACAACAUGAAAUUGAAAAUGGCGCAGUAGAAGAGGCGAGCAGUGACGAACCGGUAACGAUUUUCGCCUCGUUGGAGCGCGAAAACGGUAUCGACACCGUGUACAACACCGGUGGUGUGCAUUCGUUCGACUUGACCAGCCAGGAUUUCGUCGUUCGAGAAAGGGGUUAUCGCGAUCGAGACUCGACCGAGAACGAGGGCGGCGAUCUAGGCGGUGAUUCCUCGGAGCAGGAGGAGCAACGACAGCAACAGCAACAGGUUUCACAACCCCUCCAUCGACAGCAUCACCAUGAACAACAACAGCGGCGUGUGCAACCGUGUCUGCGGCACGAUCACGACCGUAACCACAACCAUCAACAGCAGCAGGAGCAGGAACCACAGCGGCAGCACCACUACCACCACCACCACCACUACAACUACAACCAUAACCACCACCACCACCACCACCACCACCGCCGCCACCACCACCACCAUCAGUCCGAGUACGUUCAACUAGGGGCGAGAGAAGUAUCGGUUACCAAGGGUGGGGAUAACGAACGGCCGGGCGAGGUCUGCGUGUUGCCGGAGGAAAAUCGGGUCGGCAGUCACGCGCUUCACUCUACGAUGCAUCGUUCUGUUACCGAGUCACUCUCACCAACCGCGACCGAUCAUCACCACCACUAUCUUCAUCACCACCACCACAACUCCCACCGCCACCCUCAUCAACAACACCAUCAUCAUCAUCAUCAGCAGCAGCAGCAGCAGCAUUUGCAAUCGGACGCGGCUCAACAGAGUGUGCUUUCUUCUUCGAGUCAUCUUCGUCACUUGGAGGAGCAGGAGGUACAGUUGCAGUUGCAGUCGCAUUCGCACUCGCGAUCGGUAUCGUCGUAUCAAGAGACGAACGAGGAUGUUGUGGACAGAAACAGUGAAAUAACAACGGCCAUGAGAGGUACUCGUGGAGAUUUUACCUUUGGCAUGCUGUUUCCGAAUCUUGGCACUAGCGGCGCGAACGGUUCUACCGGUGACGUCGGUGCGAAUGAAGAUCAUCAGCAUAAUAACCAUCACCAUCAGCAGCAGCAGCAUCAUCAUCAUCAGCAUCAUCACCAUCAUCAACAUUUGGACGAAGUGUUGACGGACGCAACGUAUCUUCAGCAUCAAAUUCGAGCCGCGAGUGGAGGAGGAGGAGGAGGUGGUGGUGGUGGCGGUGGUGGUGGUGGUGGUGGUGGUAACAACAACGGUAACAACGUUGGCGGUGAUAGUGGCAGCGGUGGUACGGAGGGUAGCAAUGUCAGCGGUGGAGAGGCAGGUGGAGGUUGCGGUGGAUGUUCACCGACGACGCUUCGAACCGGUAGUUCCCCGGGUUCUAGUCGCAGUCCGCACGACGAUCGCGAACUUUCGUCGCCUCAUCGUCCUCAGGGACGGACGGAGGGCGGAGGAGGAGGAGGAGGAGGAGGAGGAGGAGGAGGAGGUGACGACGGUUGUGGUGGUGGUGGUAAUGGUGGCAGUGGCGAUAGUGGUGGUGGUGAUGGUGGUAGUGGUGGUGGUGGUGGAUACAGCCCGAGCGAUCACAGCAGGCAAUCGUACGCCCAUUUGACCGCUAUGCAACCACCGUCUUCGGUUCAGGCUAACCACGCUCUCGCUCAAGACACCACCGAUCGCGUUUCCGAUCAAUUGUACAUGGAUCCGAUAUACGCUCAUCACACGGUUGGAACGCCUCACCAUCAUCAGGAGCACGAACCUGGCUCCUCGACGCCGAAUUCUCCCAGUGGCACGCUUUCCAGUUCGUUGUAUCGUUCGAUGAGCGGCGUAAGCAGCAUGACGACAGCCAGCGCGACAGCAACUGGAGGUGGUUAUGGGCUUCCAUACAUGACCAGCAGCCCCACGGAACUGACCGGCUCGCCGCAGCAGUUGUGGAACACGCAAGGCCUGGGCACCGGUCUUGCCGUAAUUUCGGAGGAUUACGGCGGCAGCAGCAAGUCGUCGGGCACGGUGACUCAUCAGACUCUGCCAGGUUUCUCUCAGCCGUUUUGCGGCAGGCCGAGUUUCCGAGGAUACAGCCCGUCUUACCCGACGCAACAGAGCGGCGCCGGGGUUGGUGCCGCGACCGUCGAACCCUCUUCCUGGAGCUACGGUUCGCCCUCCAACGACGCUCUCACCACUCAGUACGCUACUCCGUCCAGGCGACAACCCGUCAACCCUUCGUCCACACCGACGCAACAUCAGCUGACUGCAACCGCCAGUCUUACCGCAAUGCACAACAUCGAGGCGGAGUACUUUACGGAGGGGCGCGAGUGCGUAAAUUGCGGGGCAAUUUCCACUCCGCUCUGGCGGCGAGACGGUACUGGCCACUACCUGUGCAACGCGUGCGGUCUCUACCACAAGAUGAACGGAAUGAAUCGGCCCUUGGUGAAGCAGCCACGGCGACUGUCGGCUUCGAGGCGAGUAGGCACUUCUUGCAGCAAUUGUCAAACGACGAUGACGUCGUUGUGGCGCCGAAACGCUUUGGGCGAGCCGGUUUGUAACGCGUGCGGCCUUUACUUCAAGCUGCACGGCGUGAACAGGCCUCACGCCAUGAAGAAGGACAGCAUUCAGACUCGAAAGAGGAAGCCAAAGGGAGGGAUGAAGUCCUCCGACACGCCGAUCACCGGCGUCGCUUCUUGCAGCAACGCCAAUAGCGUCAACAACAACAACAACAACAACAGCGGCGGCGGCGGCAGCGGCGGAGGCGGCGGCAGUAACAACAACAACAGCAGCAGCAGCAGCAACAACAACAACAACAACAACAACAGUAACAACAACAACAACAACAACUUGAAACUGGAGCCAGAUACGUACGGGGAAUUGAGGAUGAGCCACGCCGGGAUGCCUCAGCUGAGCUACAGCAGCAGCAUUUACGGUAGCCCGCAGUCGACCAGCCGCAUCGUCUCGUACCAAUCGACAGCGUCCGGAAUCUAUUACGACAUGAUCGCAUCGCAGCAGCCGCAGCCGCAGCAACAUCAGCAGCAUCACCAUCAGCAGCUUCUCGAGACGCAUUCGCCGAAAGUCGAGUGUCCGUCACCGCCUUGCGCCAAUCGAUCGCCGGUCAUGAUAUCCGCCAAUCAUUCCCCCGAUCAUCAACUCGCGUCUCCUCACAUCGUCACACUCGGUAACUCUUCGCCCGGCACGGCGACCGCUAAAAUCAUCUUCGAUAACAGCCACAUCGACAGACCUACCGUCGUCUCGAUAUCGUCGUAAGGCCGCUGGUGCUCGAACGCCGAAACGAGGGUUCUCCAACGUGUACUCGCGAAACGACCAACGACGACAGUCUGCCGUGUAGAAAAAUUCCACUUUUCUAACAAACGCGCAAACGAUCAAACGCUGAACGACACGCACAAAGCGAGGCUCGCGCCGUUCUUUUCCCUUUAGGUUUAACGUUUUCUCGCGAAUUUGUCUGUGUCUGUUUCUGUUUCUGUUUCGUUCCAUUUUGGAGACGAGUGAGAAAAAAAAAGAAAAAAAAAGAAAAAAAAAAGAGAGAAAAAAGUAGAAAAUUGAAGAAACAAGAAACGAACGGAACGGAACGGAACCCGAAAGCAGACAGUUUCCUUUUUCAUCCCCUCUUUUCGGCUGUUCUUCUUUCACGUGUUUGCUGUUGGAAACGUAGUAACAGGCAACGCGGCGACGUCGUAUUGCAUACACGAAUAAACGAAUCGGUCGAUUCGUUGCUGAGAUGGACGAGCAAAAAAAAAAAAAAAAAAAAAAAAAAAAAAAUGGAAAAAAAGGAGAGAAGACAAAAAAAAAAAUAUAAACCGUUUGUAAGACGCAUUUUUGUGACGUAUCUAUGCAUACGCGCGAAACUUACGAGACUCGCUGUAAAUGACUUUGUCGAAUAGCGGCACGUGUAUGCGUGUUUGCGUUCGUCUGUACGUGCGUGCGUGCGUGCGUGCGUGCGUGCGCGCGCGCGCGCGUGUGUGUGUGUGUGUGUGUAUGUGUGUGCGUGCGCAUAUGCGCACGAAACAACUUAGGAUAAACGUUUCGUUUCGCCGGUGACACGCGUUGGGCGAUGAUCGUUGGACAGUGAACGAGAUAAUCGCGCUAAUGUUCGACCGGCGAGGCGGUCCGAUUCUUUCCUCUUUUUUUUUUCUCUUUCUUUUCUUUCUUUUCUUUCUUUUCAUGUAAAUAGGAAAUAACGUUAUUAGAGAGUAACAGACAUCUCGCGAUACGCAUCGCGUUGUCGGAAAAUCAUUUAAAGAUUUGUAACGAUAGUUGUAUCUUCCACGAUUUAAUUGUAGCGUCGCGUUAGCUUGUGUCGCCGUGCCGCUGUCGAAUGCGUUCAAAUGGUAUGACGGGUCGGUUUGAGCUCGAUUUCGAGGUUUGCGUACGAACGGAAGGCAGUGGAAGCGGGGCGGGCCAAGGAUUUCGCGCGAGGUUGAACAAGCCGGUAUAUAUUUUCAAAGUGUGUGCUGUAUCGAAUCGGUUAUUUUUCAAUAAAAAGGGAUAUUUAAAUCGGAAA